Triplophysa dalaica is the source of this 3485-nucleotide messenger RNA. RefSeq lists its product as uncharacterized. Bases 319 to 1893 code for a protein of 524 amino acids. The transcript has 2 exons. Gene Ontology annotation, cellular component: nucleus. NCBI's taxonomy places the organism in Eukaryota, Metazoa, Chordata, Actinopteri, Cypriniformes, Nemacheilidae. The record is from RefSeq and is a predicted model, not a curated record. Gene Ontology annotation, molecular function: RNA polymerase II transcription regulatory region sequence-specific DNA binding; DNA-binding transcription factor activity, RNA polymerase II-specific. Gene Ontology annotation, biological process: regulation of transcription by RNA polymerase II.
AGAUGAUCCGCGGCGCCAUUCUGCUACGUCCGAAAGAAGGGAGGGCGAGAGAAAGAGUGACAGAGUGCAGACCGCAACCAGGCAGUGCAGACGCAAUAGAAGGAAGAUCUUUACGCCACUGAAUUCAGCGACACUCCCAGGAGCGCAUUUCGAAAGACAACAAAAGACAAAGAGGCAGGACUCCUCCUGACUCAAAUCUGACCGAACCUGAACCAAGCAGCCCCUCCCGUUUCUUUGCAAGGAAAGCGGUGCUCGUAGAGCAUCGCUUAGUUUCACUCAAACGUAAAAACGGAAGUCGUCAGGCUGGAGUGUGUCCUGAUGGCGGAGUCAGAGACUGACUGUGACACACCGGGUCUCGAUACGUUGGGAUCCGAGUGUGUCAUAGCCCAUACGCAAGUCGGUGACUUGCAUUAUGGGGCAGAAACUGAGAUUAUGACUCAGGAGGACAAAAGACUUGACCUGGAAGCUAUUCAUGGCGAUUUGGGAGCUGUGACUUGUGUGGAUGUGGUAACUGAGACGGACCACGACUACAUUAAAUCUGAAAUACACCAUGAUCACCAUCAGUACUUCAGCAGCGCAGAAAUCAAAGGCAACGAGCAUUUGCUCGGUGAGGUGCUGUUGAAGACCGAGAUCGGCGGUGGAGAGCAUAUUGUGAAGGUGGAGUCGGACCACGGAGGGGAGCUUACAGUGGAGUCUGAGAAUGGUAUUAUUAUUCACGAAGCUCAGGGGCUGCAGUGCAGUGAGUGUGGUGAGAUUUUUGGCAGUAUGACUGACCUACAUGAACAUUUUGAAAUCCAUAAAGCGACUCACCCCUACAUUUGCGUCCACUGUGGUGAGAGCUUCGCCAUCGAAGCCAGCCUUAGAAGUCACAUGAAGAUUCACAUGAAACUUGAUAAAAGUUAUACCACUGGUCUUGAGAUGGUUGGUAAAGGAGUCAUUGAUGCAUUCAGUUUGAAACCGCACCAGCUGAUGCAUUCUCCUGAAAAACCGCACAGAUGUUCAGAAUGCGGCAAGAGCUUUGCAGCCGCCAUCACUCUCCGCGAGCACAUGAAGAUGCAUUCGGAUGACAAACCCUACAAAUGCACCCAGUGCAGAAAAAGCUUUGUUCGCAGACGCCAUCUUAAGAAACAUCAGGAGCUGCAUGCCCGUGACAAGCCGUUUACCUGCUUGCAGUGCGGAAAAGGUUUCGCUACGGCUUCCAAUCUCAAGCAGCACCAGAAGACCCACGUUGGUGACAAGCCAAACAGAUGUGCCCAGUGUGGGAAAUGUUUUGCGUCAGCGUCCACGUUACGAGAGCAUCAGAGAAUUCACUCGGGAGAAAAGCCCUACAAGUGCACCCAGUGUAGGAAGAGCUUUGUUAGGAAACGCCACCUCAAGAAGCACCAGUUGGUCCAUCAGGGUGGAAAACCCUACCGGUGCUCUCAAUGCGACAAGGGUUUCAACCAUUCCUCUUCUCUGUCAAGACAUCACAAGGUCCACAUUGAGGCAAGGAUGUAUGCCCAGGCUGAUAAGGAUUUCCCCUUCGAUCCACAAUUAAAGAGGGAGAUGAAUACGGGUGAGAAGCCAUACAGCUGCAGACAUUGUGAGAAGAGCUUCAAUCACUCCUCCUCACUAUCCCGACACCAGAGAACUCAUUCUGAUGGCAAGUCUUACACCUGUGCUCAAUGUGGGAAGAGGUUCAAUCAUUCGUCCUCUCUUGCAAGGCACCAACGGGUUCAUUUGGAGAAGACCUCUUAUAGUGCUAUGUCACCAGGAAAGGGAUUCCCGCACACUACCAUCUUGAAACAGCGAAUCCUUCAGAGCGAAAAACCAUACAGGUGCGCUCAGUGUGGAAAGGGUUUCAAUCAUUCGUCAUCACUGUCUAGGCAUCACAGAAUUCAUCUUUCUCAGUAAAACCGUGUCCCUUCCCGAAGGUGGGGUUGACCAACUUGAUGAUGGUGAAGGGUAUGGCAAGAUGCAAACAAAUGCAAAACGGACUGGUUCUAAAGGAACUGAUUAUUCAGAAUCCAUGUACUUUUAACUUUUCAAGAGCAAUGGUUUUCAAUUUGCAAUGCUUGACGUUGAUAAUACGGAUAAAUCCCCAUUGUAAUGUGCUUAUACAGUUUGACUAAAUCCGCCAUGUUUCAAUGAAAUAUCUGUGAUUAAAACUGUAGACGAAAUUUGAGAUUCCAUCAUUACUGGCUUGUGUUGGUCAUGUUCUUUGUGGCUUCAUGAAGCUUUCAGGAGUUUAAGUCUGGCACAGUCUUGUACGAAGUAUUAGGUCAAAUUGGUUUUGAAUGGCAGGUAAUUGAGCGAAUAGGAUCUAGACACAACUAGUCACUCCCCUAGUAUGUUUCAUUACCCUUUUCUGUAUCACUCUUGGGUUAAGAAGCAAAUAUGUACCUGUAAAUAUGUGUUGAUUUUCUUUUAUAUAGAUAUGUAUAGGUAAGUAGUGUGCUGUUGUCUGAAAAUAGAGCAUUUUUGAAGAAUGAUCCAGUCUUAUCCAUCUCUUGUAAGUAAAAUAUUAUGGAGCUUUAAGGGGAUGUCACCAGUUUAAAAAGACCUGUCUAAGGCAUAAUAAUAAUAAUAAGCAUAAUUAACCCCUUUUGAUGAGACAGCCUGACAAACCUCCAGCAGUAGACAAUGCAAAGUGUGGGAAAAGUAACUUAUAACAUUGAGUCUGGAAAAUUGAAAGGGUAGUAUGCGUUAAGAAUUAAACAGGACACAACCUGUAUAUUUCCAUAUAUGCCUACACCAAUGGCCGAAUGUAUACUUACGAAGGUUUCCCCAGCUAUUGUCAGACAGCAAUGUAAAGCAUUUAGUUAUAUUCUGAAUACACAGCAGAGGAUCAACAUUUACUAAAUAAUAGAUUGUGUAUACUUUAAUGCAAAUACAAAGUAUAGCUUGCUUUUUGAAAUGUUUGAUUUCAUUUGUUUCCCCCCAAUUCCAUGGGUAUGUGCUUCUAUUUACAGUUAUGUGUAUGGAAAAAAUCUUUUACAAACUGAUGUAUUUUUUUAACAAGGUUUGGGUAAUAUGAAAGGGAAAUGAAAGGAAAAAAAAACGUUUUUAUGGCAGUGAACAUUGUGUUGAAAUUAUUCUUUCUUUUCCAUUGAAUAACAAUUGUGCUUAAUCAUGUAGCAUAGGUUUAUUCAUUGUGUUAGUUAGGUGCCUUAUUGCAUGCCAUGUAGAAAUGUAUGCUGAGAUAUAAUAGAAAAAAACUUUUGGCUUCUGCUCCCUUAGUUUCUUUACAUACUAAUCAAUGUUUUAAUUUGACUUUCUGUAUUUUUUUUUGCUUCUCUGUACAUGAAUGUUUACACUGUUACUUAUGUCUUUUAAUUUCCUUCUCAGUCAACUAGCCUCUUUCUAGAUUAGAGGUUAAAGAAGUUGCAAUGCCAUUGAUCCAUAUGUUCAUAGCCCUCUAUAGUGGUCAAAUCUUGUCCCAUAUGUCUUUCCCCCAUCUUUGAGUGGCUCACCUAUAUGGAUAAAUAAAGGUUGUUGACUACCAA